AUAGUAAUCGUUUGUUUCUAGAAGGAUACUGGAAUACUCAUAAGUGGUUCUCCUUGUGCCUGGAAGAACACGGCGAUGAUGCAUGAUGUUCUUGUACUAAUGAGAUAUGGAUAAUGUACAAGUUAUUAUCUUGUCUUUGCUGUACAGUUAGCUGACCCUAUCAGUAUAAGGCCGUUGGCACUAUAUCCAUCCGUAUAGUCGACGUUGGUGUGAGAAAGGAAAAUUAGAUGGCAGUGAGCAGAAGGUUUCCGCAGUUCAUUUGUGACACCCACAAUCGUAAUAAAACGCUUAAUGAACGACAUUGAUAUUAAGUAUAAACAGAUGGCGAUGAAGUGGAUUGCCCGGUACAUAAAUACGUAAACAAGAGGCAAUUCGAACUGCUCUUUCUGCCAAUCCGAGAAACCAAUAUAGUGAGCUGAUUGAAGUUACUGAUGUUUGGAUCGGGGGCCUGUUCCUUCCCUGAAUUCAAAACUAAUGUGAGAAUCCGGCAGUCAAACGCGGUAGUUAUGCGCAGAAAAAGCCCUAUCUCACACUGACUGGCAAAACUAUCGAACUAAAAACACCGGCGAUAUGGCUAUACUAAAUUUUAGCGAAAUCUGGCGUUAAGGCGCAAAAAGGUUUUACUUACAGGCGGUUACUGUAGCUAGAACGUUCGCCGAUGUUAUAUACUUGACGGCCCUAAAAACAAAUGCAGUAGAAGGUGUUGAUAGCAAUUUAUAAUGUCGCACGACGGAGACAAAGAGGUCGACUGUUCUAACGCCAGCCGUGGGGUUUGGCUAGUAAAGGUUCCUAAAUACAUAGCCGAAAAAUGGGAGAAAGCGACUCCAAUGUCCGAGGCCGGCCGAAUAUCGAUUUCGAAGCUGGCUACCGGCAAAACUGAUAUUUCGUUCCGUCUCUCAAACGUCACAGCUGACGAGAAGAUUCCGAGUGAACACAAGUUCGUUAUCUCCAAUAUCCAGUCCCAAACGCUAGCGGUAUACUCGCAGCCGAAGGCAGUAAACGAAGACGGGGUGGAAUGUGGCAGUGGCAAGAUCUGUGUUGAGGGAUCUGUCGUGCAAAAGGGCGAAUGUCGUCCAAUUGGUAGCGAUAUCAAUUAUAUGAAUUUAAAACGACAGAAGAUUCUGGACGCAGCUCAGCCCAAAAGAACUGUAAUCGGCCUGGAUCGUGCGGUUAACAGCUUCAAGCCGGUUGCUCGUCACAAUUAUCAGGUGGAGUACGAAGCUCGAAAGAAGACCGAAGGCAAAAAAGCACGUGGAGAUCGUGAUCAAGUUCUCGAGAUGAUCUUUGCUGCAUUCGAAAAGCAUCAAUACUAUAACAUUAAAGAUUUGGAACGUAUCACGAAACAGCCUGCACCGUUCUUAAAGGAGCUGCUCAAAGAAGUGUGCAAUUAUAACGCCAAGAAUCCGCACCGAAACUUGUGGGAACUCAAGCCCGAAUACCGUCAUUAUAAGGAGGAUGAAGAAAAGAAAAAGGACGGUUCUAAGGAUUCGAAAGAUUCGAAGGAAGCCAAAGCAAGCUCCUAAACGUUCGGUAGACGUAUACACAAAUCGGGUUGCCAACUAAGGAUUUAAUGAGUCGUUAUGUGGCGAUGUUUCCUGCUAAAAUAAAGUUACUUCAUUUACUAACGUUCAUCAACCAUCACAAUCUGGUGUAGAUAAAGCAGUCCCUGUUGAAUUAGGUAUCUGUAACAGCUAUACCGAUGAUAUAUUGUGCAUACAAACAAUUAGUCAAUUGUAAAUUAUAUUGCAUCUUUGGGACUCUAGGUCUCCUGCUGCCACGUCAGCUGCGCGCCUUCAAGACCAUAAAGUUUGCCAUGUGUGGCACGCACUAUGGCCAGCAGGAUAUGUACAGACGUUAUAUUGGGUCAUGCUACAAUCACACAAAAAGUAUGUCCAGAAUAUUUGGAUCUAAUCCUUAUUAGGAGCAUCAUUUUUAUAAGAUCAUGGUACCACUAAAAUAUGAAGUACUUUUGUUCAAGAAUAAUUUUCAGUGGAACGUUUAUCGUAUUUAUAUCGUUAUAAUCUUUACGAUCUAGCAAAUUCUUUACAAUAGAUGAAUACAGGAUGAAAGAUUUUUUUUUAAUCAAAAGCUACUUUGUUUAUCAAAGUCACUCUAUCCUAAAAUAAAUCAGUCUAUCCGUCAAUUAAGUAUGUGUAUCAUUGUUCGGUUCAGUUACCACUCCCUCCGAAUCAAUGCAGUUCUCCAAGAGUGGGGCUACUUUUUGCCCUCAUGUCGUAAUAAUUGGCUAGAAAUCUGCUAGAACUGCUAUAGAUAAGCCCAUGCCUGUACAUUACCCUAUAGUAAUGUGUGUUGUGUCUGCAUGUGAUAAGCAUAUAACACGAUACGUACAUUUUAACGUGCGUAACUUUAGCAAGCCAGGCAAUUGCCUGAGUCAAACGUUGAGUAGGUAGACAAAGCUUGUUUUAUUUUUUCUUUCUUCAUUACAGUUUAAUUAAUUUAACCUGGUAUAUCAAUCGCAACGGACGUUGCCGAAACCAGUAACAUUCUUCGGUGAAAGAGAGAGAUACAGGAUGUCAAUGUGUAAUUCAAUAGUGUUCAAACCUAAUAAAGGGUAUA
This is a messenger RNA of Varroa destructor (honeybee mite), 2577 nucleotides long. RefSeq names its product transcription factor TFIIFbeta (gene TfIIFbeta). Gene Ontology annotation, biological process: transcription by RNA polymerase II; transcription initiation at RNA polymerase II promoter. Lineage: Eukaryota; Metazoa; Arthropoda; Arachnida; Mesostigmata; Varroidae. The record is from RefSeq and is a predicted model, not a curated record. Gene Ontology annotation, cellular component: transcription factor TFIIF complex.